Apiotrichum porosum is the source of this 1599-nucleotide messenger RNA. RefSeq lists its product as uncharacterized. NCBI's taxonomy places the organism in Eukaryota, Fungi, Basidiomycota, Tremellomycetes, Trichosporonales, Trichosporonaceae. Gene Ontology annotation, cellular component: membrane. Gene Ontology annotation, biological process: carbohydrate transport; transmembrane transport. The transcript has 18 exons. Gene Ontology annotation, molecular function: carbohydrate:proton symporter activity. The record is from RefSeq and is a predicted model, not a curated record. The coding region runs from base 1 to 1599 and encodes 532 amino acids.
AUGACGACCCUCGAGCACGAGGCGGAGAAGCACGAGGCUACCCAUGUCGAGCUUGCCAAGGUCGACCACUCUGCGUCCGAUGGUCUUGUCAAGUCUCGUUUCGACGAGCUGUCCAUCCCUCGCACGGUGUGGGUCUUCCGCAGGGCGGUUUUCUACUCGCUUUGCGUGUACACUGGAUACAUGAUGGAGGGAUUUGAGCUUGGUGCGGGUGGCAGUGUCAUCGCGAAUGCAGGCUUCAUUAAGCAGUUCGGAGACGGCGGUGGCGGUGGUGUUAGGGCUCUCAACCCCACCUGGGUUUCCACCUGGAGUGCCUUCCUCAACAUUGGUCAGAUGGUCACAUUCACCCACAUUGGCUGGGUCGCCGACAGGUUUGGCCGCAAAUUCUCAUUCUACAUCGCUUGGCUCUGGCUCAUCGUGGGUUGCACGCUGCUUAACACCGCCAAGUCGCCACCCGUUUGGGCAAUUGCUAAGCUUUGCAACGGAGCUGGUAUCGGUGUGCUUCAAAUCACUUGCCAGGUCUACAUCAUGGAGAUUGUCCCGAACCGCAUCCGUGGUGGCAUGGUGACCUUCCAGGCUGUCUGGUCUAACAUUGGUGGCAUCAUUGUCUCAGUCAUGAUGCAGCGUCUCAACACAAACCACCCUGACAACUACCUCCUGGCUAUGCGUAUCCUUUGGGGCCCCAUCGUUCUGAUGCUUGCCUGUUGGGCGUUUAUCCCCGAGUCUCCCUGGUACCACGCCAAGCGCGGCAACAAGGAGGCGGCCAUGAAGUCUCUCCACCGCCUCUACGGUAACGUUGAGGGCUUCGACUUUGAGGAGGAGUACGGAAUCAUUGCGAGGACCCUUGAGCACGAGAAGGAGAGGCUUAACAACGCACCCAAGUUCGUCGACAUCUUCAAGGGCCUUAACUUGAAACGCACCCUCAUCGUCAUGCUUCUCUCUGCGGCUCAGCAACUUGCGGGACUGGCCAUCAUCAGCACCUACUCUACCUACUUCUUCUCCCUCGCCGGUCUCCAGGACCCCUUCCUCGGCAGUGUUAUUCUCUCUUGCUGCAACCUGAUCGCCGUCAUUGCUUGGUCCAUUGCCUCAGACGCAAUCGGUCGCCGCUGGAUCAUCAACGUUUGCCAGACAUUCUGUGUCUUGAUCCUGUUCACCGUUGGCGGCCUCUGGUGGACCGGCGCCACCAGCGGCAACGCCGCGGCUGGUACAGCUCUUUUGGUUAUUUGCUGUCUCUGGACGAUGGCCUUCCAGGUCGUUGGAAUGAGUUAUUAUCUGUAUUCGGCGGAGAUCCCCAACGCGCAGCUGAGGAUCAAGACUGGUCCCGUCUGCUUCCUGGUUAACAGUAUUUUCGGUAUUGCCACCUGCUACGCCACCCCUCCCAUGCUCUUGGCCAUGUCGCUCAAGACCGGCUUCGUCUUCGGCGCCUUCUCGUUCCCCAUCUGUAUUCUCAUGUGGCUCUACCUCCCGGAGACCAAGGGCCGCUCUGCUGCCGAGAUCGACGAGCUUUACGAGAGGAAGAUCCCCGCGUGGAGGUGGUCCAAGACCGUCACCGAGGCCGAGGAGACCAUGCACGCCGCGGCUCAGUCGAGGGCCGUCCAGUAG